Molecule: messenger RNA, 4902 nt
Organism: Oryctolagus cuniculus (rabbit)
Lineage: Eukaryota; Metazoa; Chordata; Mammalia; Lagomorpha; Leporidae
Gene: STK36
Product: serine/threonine kinase 36
Biological process (GO): smoothened signaling pathway; protein phosphorylation
Cellular component (GO): cytoplasm
Molecular function (GO): ATP binding; protein binding; protein kinase activity
Source: RefSeq, a predicted model, not a curated record
GCGGACUCCGGGUCCUUAGUGGGACCUGAUGGCCGAGAGACAGUUCGGAAGUGUCCCAGGAGGUGCCUAUGGACGGCCCACCAUCCCUCCCACCACCUCUGAGCGCCGUUGUCCUCGGAACUUGUGACCGGUUCUAGCGCGUAAAAUUGGCCUCCCCGAUGUGUCGAACUGUCCCUGGAUCCGUAGCUCGAAACCACCGCCUCUAACUUCUUCCUUCUGAGAAACUCUGCAGCCACUGUCAUGGAAAAGUACCACGUGUUGGAGAUGAUUGGAGAAGGCUCUUUUGGGAGAGUGUACAAGGGUCGAAAAAAAUACAGUGCUCAGGUGGUGGCCCUGAAGUUCAUCCCCAAACUGGGGCGCUCAGAGAAGGAGCUGAAGAAUCUGCAACGAGAAAUGGAAAUCAUGCGCGGUCUGCGGCACCCCAACAUUGUGCACAUGCUCGACAGCUUCGAGACUGACAAGGAGGUGGUGGUGGUGACGGACUAUGCCGAGGGGGAGCUCUUUCAGAUCCUGGAAGAUGAUGGAAAGCUUCCGGAAGACCAGGUCCAGGCCAUUGCUGCCCAGCUGGUGUCGGCCUUGUACUAUCUGCAUUCCCACCGCAUCCUGCACCGCGACAUGAAGCCUCAGAACAUCCUCCUCGCCAAGGGUGGCGGCAUCAAGCUCUGUGACUUUGGAUUUGCCCGGGCCAUGAGCACCAACACGAUGGUGCUGACAUCCAUCAAAGGCACACCACUGUAUAUGUCUCCAGAGCUGGUGGAGGAGCGACCGUACGACCACACGGCAGACCUGUGGUCUGUGGGCUGCAUCCUGUAUGAGCUAGCUGUAGGCACCCCUCCCUUCUACACCACCAGCAUCUUCCAGCUGGUCAGCCUCAUCCUCAAGGACCCUGUGCGCUGGCCCUCCACCAUCAGCCCGUGCUUCAAGAACUUCCUCCAGGGACUGCUCACCAAGGACCCCCGGCAGCGUCUGUCCUGGCCAGACCUCUUGCAUCAUCCCUUUAUUGCUGGUCGUGUCACUAUUGUAACUGAACCGGCAGGUCCAGAUUUGGGUACCCCAUUCACCAGUCGCCUACCUCCAGAACUUCAGGUCCUAAAGGAUGAACAGGCCCAUCGGCUAGCCCCCAAGGGCAGUCAGUCCCGGAUCUUGCGUCAGGCCUAUAAACGCAUGGCUGAGGCAGCCAAGCAGAAGAAACACCAAAGCACAGGACGUGCCCCGGAGCAAGAGGACAGGACCAGCCAGGCAGCUGCUGACACAGCCCCUCUGCCCAGACCAAGGGGGACUCCUCAGGAAGCAAGCCUCUUGGCUGGGAUCUUGGCCUCAGAAAUGAAGAGCAGCUGGGCUGAGUGGGGGCCUGGAGAGGCACCCCCUGCACCUCGCGAGAACCGGAGCACCGCAGACGGUGGACAAGGAUUUGCAGAGCCGAGACCCGAGGCGGUGAGCCCGCGCAGCAUCAGUGCAGUGAAGCCGGAAAACGAGGAGCCAGACAGCGAUGAAGAGUGGCAGCACCUGCUGGAGACCCUCGAGCCUGUGCCCAUUCAGCUGAAGGCCCCCCUCACCCUGCUGUGCAACCCCGACUUCUGCCAGCACAUCCAGACUCAGCUGCACGCGAGCGGAGCGCAGAUCCUGAAGGGCAGCCUGGAAGGGGCUUCCCACAUCCUGCCGGCUCUGCGGGUCCUGAGCAGUCUCCUCUCCAGCUGCAGUGACUCCGCCCCCCUGUACUCCUUCUGCCGGGAGGCGGGGCUGCCUGGGCUGCUGCUGAGCCUGCUCAGGCACAGCCAGGAGAGCAGCAGCAUCCAGACGCAACCCUGGUAUGGGGCCUUUGUACGGGACCUGAUGGCUGCCAUGCAGGCCUAUUUUGCCUGCACCUUCAAUCUGGACAGAAGCCAGACAGGUGACAGCCUACAGGUGUUUCAGGAGGCUGCCAGCCUCUUUCUGGACCUGCUGGGGAAGCUGUUAGCCCAACCGGAUGACUCCGAGCAGAGUUUGCGGAGGGACAGCCUUAUGUGCUUUACUGUCCUGUGUGAAGCCAUGGAUGGCAACAGCCAGGCCAUCUCCAAAGCCUUUUACUCCAGCCUGCUGACCACACAGCGAGUGGUGUUGGAUGGGCUGCUUCACGGCUUGACAAUGCCACAGCUCCCCUUCCACACCCCCCCAGGAGCCCCACAAGCAAGCCAGCCACUGCGGGAUCUGAGUGAGGACCUGCCCGGAGCUGUUUCCUCUGCCCUGGCAGCCGUCUGUACUGCUCCAGUGGGACUGCCCAGCUGCUGGGAAGCCAAGGAGCAGGUCUCUUGGCAUUUGGCAACUCAGCUGAUUGAAGACAGCAGCCAGCUGAGGCCGUCCCUCGUCUCUGGCCUGCAGCACCCCAUCCUGUGCCUCUCCCUUCUCAAGGUGCUCUACUCCUGCUGCCACGUCAGCGAGCGCCUGUGCCGUCUCCUUGGGCAAGAGCCCCUGGCCUUGGAGUCGCUGUCGUUGGUGGUCCAGGGCAAGGUAAAAGCAGCGGAUCAGGAGGAGUCUACUGAAGUAGCCCUCUACCUCCUCGCCCUUCUGGUCUUCCGGCUUCAAGACCUGCCCUGCGGGUGGCCUUGUAGCCUGGCUGGAGAGAGCACCGUGCCCGGGAAGCCACUGGCAGCCUCCCCUAACACUGCCGUCUCCUGUUCCAGCAUGGAGAAGCUAGGCGGCGAGGUUGCUACUCUCUUCACCCAUUCGCACGUCGUCUCUGUCGUGAGUGCAGCAGCCUGUCUGUUGGGACAGCUUGGUCAGCAAGGGGUGGCCUUCGAGCUGCAGCCCGCAGAAUGGAUGGCUGCAGCCACGCACGCCCUGUCUGCCCCCGCGGAGGUCCGGCUGACUCCACCGGGUGGCUGUGGAUUCUAUGACGGCCUCCUCAUCCUUGUAUUGCAGCUUCUCACUCAGCAGGGGAAGGCUCGCCUGAUCAGGGAUGUGGCCGGCUCUGAGCUGUGGACCAUUUUAUGGCACCGCUUCUCCAUGGCCCUGCGACUACCCGAGGAGGUGCCCACCCUGGAAGAGGAGCUGCUGCUGUCCGUUCCACCAAGCCCAGAGCCAGACUGGACGCUGAUCUCACCCCAAGGCAUGGCAGCCUUGCUGAGUCUGGCCAUGGCUACCUUCACCCAGGAGCCCCAGUUAUGCCUGAGCCACCUGUCCCAGCGUGGGAACAUCCUCAUGUCUACCCUGAAGCACCUACUUUCCCCCAACUUCCUGCAUCACCUGGGCCAGGCGCCUCACGGGCCUGAGUUUCUCCCUGUCGUGGUGCUCUCUGUCUGCCAGCUCCUCUGCUUCCCCUUCAGCCUGGAUGUGGACGCCGACCUUCUCGUAGGUAUCUUGGCUGACCUCAGGGACUCCGAAGUGGCAGCCCACCUGCUGCAGGUCUGUUGUCACCGUCUUCCGCUGUCACAAGCCGAGCUGCCCAUCAGCCUCCUCACACGCCUGGCCCUCACCGACCUCACCUCUCUCAACCAGUUUGUGAACGCAGUGUCUGCCUCCCCUCGAACCGUCACCUCGUUCCUUUCCGCUUCCCUCCUGGGUGACCAGCCACUGCUGACCUCUGACCUCCUGUCCCUGCUGGCCCACGCGGCCCGGGCGCUGGCUCCCAGCCACUUGUCUUUUAUCCAGGAGCUCCUGGCUGGCUCUGAUGAGUCCUAUCGGCCCCUCUGCAGCCUUCUGGGCCACCCAGAGAAUCUUGUGCGGGCCCGCACUUACGGGCUCCUAGGACACUUGUUCAGACACAGCAUGGCCCUGCGCGGGGCACUGCAGAGCCAGGCAGGACUGUUCAACCUGCUGCUGCAGGGGCUUGGAGACAAGGACCCUGCGGUGCGGCGCAGUGCCAGCUUUGCUGUGGGCAACGCGGCCUACCAGGCGGGGCCCCUGGGACCUGCCCUGGCAGCGGCGGUGCCCAGCCUGACGCAGCUGCUUGGAGACCCUCAGACCGGUAUCCGGCGCAAUGCAGCAUCAGCUCUGGGCAACUUGGGGCCAGAGGGAUUGGGGGAGGAGCUGUUACAGUGCCAAGUACCGCAGCGGCUCCUAGAGGUGGCGUGCGGAGACCCCCAGCCAAGCGUGAAGGAAGCCGCCCUCAUUGCACUCCGGAGCCUCCGGCAGGAGCCCUGCAUCCACCAGGUGCUGGUGUCCCUGCGUGCCAGCGACAAAUUAGCCUUGCUGUCUCUGGGGAAUCAGCUGCCACAUAGCAGUGCCAGGCCUGCCUCUGCUAGACACUGCAGGAAACUCAUUCAGCUCCUGAGGCCGACCCACGACACGUGAUCCUGCAUCCCUGGGCCCAGCCGCCAACCUUCACUGGCCUGUGUUAUUGCCAAGUCUCCUUUAUUCUACCACACAAGCCACCUGCUGAGCCAAGAGCUUGAGACUUACAAAGAGUGAUAAAGCUGCCAACUCAACUGAGAACAACAAACCAGAAGAGAUUUAUGUAUAAAGCUGCUUCCUGCCCUCAGAUUCAGGAUGAUUUCAGCCAGUAAACAUCACUGCUGCUGGUGCCAGAGAGGACUCCUUCCUUCUCUCCGUCCAGAGAUCCUUCCUCCAGGAAUGUGCCUUUCGCCCCAGGAACACGCCUCCUGGCCUUAGGGAAAGACCACCCCCCGAGGCAGCUCUUCCUUUCUGGAGCUCCUGUAGUCUUCCCAGCAGGUUUUGCUUUAGGUGCACUGGUCCCAGGACAGCGACGCACACAGAGCCUGUCUCAGCUCUGGGCCCUGGGGAUACAUGCCAUCAGUCCCCGUCGUUGAGGGAUUCUUCAGCCCUUGGCCCACAUUCCCAUCUGUGGGUGGGUGGUGGGGAGUCUAUCUUUUUUAUAGUUGUGUUUGUAAACUCUUUUAAUAAAAAAUGUGCCUUAACCCUACUUGGAGCUCCCACAGCAAAGAGUUGGGAGUCUCAGCCCCUUAA